Molecule: messenger RNA, 1016 nt
Organism: Nomascus leucogenys (northern white-cheeked gibbon)
Lineage: Eukaryota; Metazoa; Chordata; Mammalia; Primates; Hylobatidae
Product: small integral membrane protein 10 like 3
Source: RefSeq, a predicted model, not a curated record
UUUGUGACGUCAGGCUGCGCGGCCAGGCUGGGACAGGCGGCGGCUCGCGGAGGCGCUUCUUCGAGCGUGACGUGCGGUCUUCGCUCUGCUGCGGCCCGCCCGCCCGCCGGUCUAGCCGCCGCCUCCUUCGCUCCCUGAGCGCGCCAGGCUAGGGUCAGCGGCCGGGGCGACGCGGCGCGGAGAGGGCGGGCGGGCUGUGGGAGCGCCGGUCUCUAUAUGGCGGCGGCUCUGUCGGGCCUGGCUGUCCGGCUCUCGCGCUCGGCCGCCGCCCGCUCCUAUGGGGUCUUCUGCAAGGGGCUGACUCGCACGCUGCUCAUCUUCUUCGACCUGGCCUGGCGGCUGCGUAUCAACUUCCCCUACCUCUACAUCGUGGCUUCCAUGAUGCUCAACGUCCGCCUGCAGGUUCAUAUUGAGAUCCAUUGAAGGCCCUCCCAGACUGACGAAGGCGUGACGUCAGGCCCACUGCAUCCAAGAAGACGAAGCAUGAGGGACAGAAGAGGGCCUCUCGGCACCUGCCUGGCACAAGUGCAGCAGGCCGGAGGAGGUGACUCGGACAAACUAUCAUACAGCCUUAAGAAAAGAAUGCCAGAGGGCCCUUGGCCUGCAGAUGCACCCUCCUGGAUGAAUAAGCCUGUGGUUGAUGGAAAUUCACAAAGUGAGGCAUUAUCACUGGAAAUGAGAAAGGAUCCGAGCGGGGCUGGCCUCUGGCUUCACAGUGGUGGCCCAGUGCUUCCAUAUGUGAGAGAAUCACUAAGAAGAAAUCCAGCCUCAGCAGCGACUCCGAGCACAGCUGUGGGUUUGUUCCCUGCUCCAACAGAGUGUUUUGCUCGAGUGUCCUGCAGUGGUGUUGAAGCUCUGGGGCGGCGGGACUGGCUGAGAGGAAGGCCCAGGGCCACUGACGGCCACAGAGGACAGUGCCCCAAAGGAGAGCCUCGGGUGUCACGACUGCCACACCAUCAAAAACUGCUGGAAAUGGGAAGUUUUCAGGAUGACCCACCAAGUGCUUUUCCCAAGGG